Molecule: messenger RNA, 5832 nt
Organism: Ruditapes philippinarum (Manila clam)
Lineage: Eukaryota; Metazoa; Mollusca; Bivalvia; Venerida; Veneridae
Exons: 4
Coding region: 336-2297 (653 amino acids)
Cellular component (GO): cytoplasm
Source: RefSeq, a predicted model, not a curated record
UCCAACAAGAACGACAACUCCCUCUAAAAGGACGGAACACUUCGGGGAUUUCCCUUUUCUAUUUUACCCAUUUUUUGUGUAAAAUGAUUCAGCCUUUAAGGCUAUGAAUCAGAAAGAAAUGAUGGAAUUCUGUAUUUCGAGAUAUCUUUGAAUGAACGACAAAAAAUAUAAAUUUUGAAAGAGGAGAGGAUUAAAGUGGAUAUUUGCAAGGGUCCUUGCAAAGUUAUGGGACAUUUCUUCUGGCAGUUAUUUACAGGGUUGUUCAAUAAAAGAGGAAACUGAAGACAUGAUUUACUGAUCGGGUAUGAAACAACAAUAGUUGACGUCUCUUCACAAUGGAUGAUCCAAAACGAAGUGCGCAUGAGUUAUACUUGACAUACCUAACAACUCAAAGUGAUUUUAUUGCUUGCAACAGUUUCGACAUGGAACAGAAAAUAUUAGAAUUACGUGAAAAGCUACAUAUGCUAGUGGUGCAAUUUUUGUGUACUUGUUUUCCGCAGGAGCGGUUUAAGUUUCAAGAAUUUCCAAAUAUUAUUUUACAAAGUUCAACAAUGAAAUAUUUCGAACCUAUAAAAGCGGCAGAAGCUUUUACCAAUUUGGAAAGUUAUAUUACAUUACUGUGUAUAAUGCCAUGGAAACAAGAGUUUCAUCAAAUAAAGAAAUAUGGAGGCUUUUACCAAACAAAGAUAGAAUCACAUAUUAAAAAUGCAGAUAGUAUUUUCAAACUGAUUGGAUUUACGGAAAACACAGCCGGUUUAUUAGUUCUUACAGGAAGCUCAAAAUUGGAACUUUUGCAGUAUGUUUCAUUUGAAUGUUUUGUUGCAUCAACUGAAUGCCAUAUAAUAGAAAAUGUUUGGAAAAAAGUUUUUGAUAGGGGUUUAAAUGUAGCAAGUGUUGUUCAGUUAAGACAUCAGAACAAGGGAACAGAAGAUGAUGUUCUUGCUUUGAUUGGUGGUAAAUCUGUGAUAAAAGGAGUUUCGGAAAAUGUUUUAGACGCAAGAAUUGUUCCAGCUGGAAAUGGAAAACAUAAUAAAUUAAUGUCAGGCCAGUCAUCAACCGAACCGUUUCGGAAUAAACUUCAAAAUUAUAUGCAGACGGCAAAGAAAAUGAGUGAUUACGAAGACAAUAUUCCGUUUAUGGACGAGGGUGUAAAAGAGAAUGAAUUUACUCCUGUUGAUUUUGAUGAACAGAUACAGGCAAGUUUACAAUGGGUUGAAGGAAAAACUGGAGCACCUCCAAUGAAUGAAAAUUCCACACCAGGUUUGAAAGCAUCGCAGGAAUGGUCAUUUGUGCGCGAAGGGCUUGAAAAAAAUUACGGAAAAAAGUAUUUCGAAGGUAUAAGAAAAGAUAUUUUGGAAAAAGAGCAGGACAUUAAACCACACUCUUUCACUGGUAAAGAUAGAUAUGUUAAAGUAGGUGUUGAAAAACCGGGAAUAGGUUAUGUGAAUCAUGAGAUAGCUAAAGAUUGGCGAAAACAGCAACUUGAGCCUGGUCAAAUGAACGCUUUAUACAGCGAGUCUAAAGAUUCAGAUUACGCUACUGGAACAUCAGAAUUAUUUUAUCCUCCAACUAUUGAUAGUCAUCCUCAGUCAAAUCAGCAGUCUCUAAGAAAAAGAGGCCCUUUUGUUGCUAAUAUUAAACAAGUAACUGAACCCGUUCUUGUAAAAGGUUCAGGUGUUCAUUAUCAAGCACCUGAUUAUAACAGGCAGUCAAGAACAGAACCAAUCCUAAGACGUCAGACAGGAGAUCAAACUAAAAUUGCUUUUGAUCCCAAUCAGCAAUCAAGACAAACGUAUGCCUUUGCAAGUACAAACAGUGGAAAUCUGGAAAAUAUUCAAAAGUACCAAAAACGAGUGUCAGCUCCGCUUGCACAAAUGGAAAAUGUAGUUCAAACAAAAAACUUACCAGCUGAAACUAGUGCUCGGAUUCCACAAGCUUCACAGAGUUUUAGUGAGGCCAGCCGAUGGAAUACAAUGGAUGGAGCUGUUACAAAAGGUUCAAAAACGAUACAUAACAUACCACAACGUACUAUUCCAAAACAAGUGAACAAUGUUGCACCCCAAAAAAUUGUAAACCCAGAAUGGUCGUGUAGAUAUUGUACGUUCUUUAACAGCCCACACACAGAUAUAUGUGAAAUGUGUUCAAAGUCACGCGACCCAAAUGUAGAGACGGAUUCUCCACCAAUGGUGGGUGAUACUUCUAGAGUUUGUGAUCAUUGCACUUUAGAGAAUGAGAAAGACUCGACAUGUUGCCACGCCUGUGGUCAGGAGCUAAGACGUACACAGACUGUUGUUUAAAUAUCUUCUUGUAUUUUUUUUGUUUAUUAAAGUUAUAUUUAUUUAAAGGAGCAUUAAAAAAUGAUAACCAUGCUAAAUGAUGAUAUUUAGAAUAUUUGAAAAUUGUAUUAAAAUCCUAGAAAAUUUUUUUUAGUUCAGUAUCAAAUAUUCCUAAAAUAUUAGAUUUUUUUUUGUAUUAACAUGCUUAUUCUUGUUUUUUUAUUUGUUACUUAUUUCAUUUUUGUCUUUAAUGCACACCUUUUUAGCUUGACUAUUCAAAGAAUAAGGAGAGCUAUCCUAGUACCCUGAGCGCCCGUGUUGGCGUAACCACUUAUGUAAAAGUUUGCAUACCACCACAAAUAUUUUCAAAGUCCAUUGACAUAUAGCUGUGAAACGUAGCACAUUUGUUCACCAUCAUACUCCAAACCUGUAGACAGGAGUGGGUAACUCUGUCAAGCAUUUUGACAGAAUUAUGCUCGUUUUUUUCGGAUUAGAAUUCUCGUUAAAGUUCGGUCCAUUUACAUGGCUUUGAAACUUAAGAGGUAACUCUAUCAAGCAUAUUGAUAGAAUUAUGCCCCUGGAUUUAGAAUUAACGUUAUCAUUAUCUCAACCUGUGUACAGGAAGAGGUUACUGUAUCAAGCUUUUUUACAAUUUUUUUCCAUAUUAAUAUCAAGUACUGAGAAUAGUCAAGCACGCUGUCCUAAUGACAGCUCUUGGUUAUUAUAUAAUUAAAUAGAAUUAAAAACAGUAUUCUUCAGCUAUAAGAUAUUAACCCUGACCUACUAUAUAUUUCAAAUGGUUUUGUCCAACAUAAGCAUCCAUCAUUUCAUGUAAAACCUCAAAUUAAAAAAGCACUGACUGAAUAGCAAACAGUGCAGACCAUGAUCAGAUAGCAUGAGUGUUCUAUGAUCUUGGUCUGUACUGGUCACAGUGGUAUAAUAUGUUGCCACAUUAGCAAGCAAAGAAUUGAUUUAUGUCUGCCUGUUUAUACAUGAAUUUAUUCUAUUAUCAAGGAUUGUUUUUCUCAAUCUUAUUUUUGUUGUUUCUUUUGUACAUGGAGUUAUCAUUUCCUCUCAUGAUUAUGAUUGGUUAGAAAAAAAUAUGUAAAAAUUAAGAUUCUUUCAUAGUUGCAAUGUUGUCAAAAUUCCCCCUAAAAUAACUAACAACAUCUGUUAAGUGUUAUGUAUAUAGCUGCAAAUAUAGUUUAUGUUCUCACAAUGCAUUUUGCAUGGGGUGUCAGUGGCCAAGUGGUUUGGUUCGAUGACUUUAAAUCACUUGCCCUCAUCAAGGUGGGUUAGGAUCCUGGCAGGGAUUUUAGAUUGUUUAUGUGACGAAGCUAUCCAGCUAGCUAAAUUAAACUCUUGAUGGAAUGUCUGUGGCUAUGUUUGUUUGUUUGAUUGGGUUUUAGGUCACACCGACACAGUAUAGGUCAUUUGGUGACGUUCCAGCUUUACUGGUGGAGGAAGACCUCAGGUGUCCUUCUGUGCAUUAUUUCAGGCACGAACGAGCACCUGAGUAGAACCACCGACGUUCCAUAAACUAGCUGGAUAGGUCUAUGGCUAUAUUCAUGUGCCCGUCAUGCCCUAAAUAAUGAGUGAUGGGGCACCUGAGGUUUCCUCCAGAAAAGCUGGAAAGUUGACAUAAUUAUAACCUAUACCGACUGUGUUAGUGCAACGUAAAACCCAACCAACCAACCAAACCAAAUCACUUCUUACAUGCUGUUGGUCACUUCAUGUAUAAGUGUAGAAAAAGAAAAGAAAAUUUAUUUUGAUCUGUAAAUCUUUUUCAGAAAGUAAAAUACAUAUUAAUGUAUAUUUUUCUUUUCUUUAAGAAUAAUGAAUAUCUAGAAUUUCUUAUACUGUGUAAAAUGUUAAGAUAAUAUUUCUUUAUAAUUUUAUUUAUAUCAUUUAUUUCAUGACUAUAUUUUAAUUUAAAGUAAGAUUGUAUUAAUAUUUAACCAAACUGAAUUAGUAGAUAUAAAUAUGUUUAAUAAGUGUGUAAUAUCAUGCUUUAAGUUAUGAUGUAACUCGUUCCAUAAUACAAGACUUAUAUGAGCAUACAGUAUUUAUUUAGCAUUGUAUACAGCUGGAGAGAAAUAAAACAGAUUGAAACAUUUAAACUUUAACCACUUGAAAUUCUUAAAUGGACUAGUCCAGCAUCCAUUUUUGGAAGUGUCAAAUUAUAAGUUUUAGGGGUAUACAAAAAAAAGUUAAUUGGCCAACACUGUGAACAAAAUAGUAUUUGGUCAACACUGCAUGGAUGACACAUGCAAAGGAUUAAUAUUGUAUAUUUUAACUUAGUCACUUUAUUAAUUCCAUAUUGUGAAAUCUAUAAAUGCGAAGGUAAUGCACAUUUAAACCUAGAGAGGCUAUCAGGGACAGGGAAAAAGACUUUUGGUACAAAUAUUUUUUAUCUGUGGCAAGUAAAGAUAACUUUGCGAGUUAAGAUAACAUGUAGACACCUUAUUUGUUGACAAUUAACUCCAUCCUUUUGUCUGUGGUUAUAAAAAUAUACUAAAUUGAAUGUAAUAAUGUGACCAUUUUGUAACCUAAUUAAUGUUGUGUCCAAAUAUCACUAAAUAAUCUUCUGGGUUUUUUUUUAUAUAAAAAAAUGCAUCUUUUUUGUAUUAAAGCUGAAUGCCGCCAGAUUAGUAAACAAGUAUUCAAAAUAUCAACUUAACAAUAAGAUAUUGAUAGUUAGAAAAAUGUAUAAAUUUAUAUAGUCCUAGUUCACAUGAUACUUUGCAUGUUUUAUACAAAAUAUGCAGAGUUUAUUAGUUUUAUCAACAUAUUGCAACCAUGUUUCUGAUGGGUUGGUGACUGUUGCUGCGACUAUUUUACAUGUUAUAAGUACUAUACUGGUACUUUAUGUGGAUAGAUAGUACCAUUGGCUGAGUUAAAUCUCUUUUUAGACUUUACAACAUGUUAGACAAACAUACCAGAACAAUUUUUAUAAUUGAUUUUUUUUUUAAUUAAUGAAUCUGGAGGAAGAAGUGUAAGAAAAUUCUGCAUUUAUUUCAUUUUGUGUUAAUUAUUGUAAGGCUGGUCAAGGUUUUGAUCUAUUUGAUAAUAAAUGAUUUCUCUGAUUAAACUAACAUGGAUUGAUGAACUCACAGUCCCAAAGUAACAGAAGUCUGUUCUAAAGAUGCCAGAAAUGAAAUAAGACUGUGUGUUGAAAUUAAUUUUAUCGUUUUCUAAAUAGUUAUAAAGUUAUGCUAGGUUUUGCUGUGGACAAAAAUAUCUUUUUCUGACAUUUCAGCUUGAAGUGUAUUUUAUGUUUUGUAGAGUGAAAUUAUGACAGUUUGAGUAAAAAAAAAACUUUUUAUCAGAAUAAAUGAUAUUUACCACAACUAAGUAUUUUUGUUUUACAUGCAUAAAGUAUAACUAUAAGGAUGUAAAAUAAUUGUUAGACAAAAGAAUCGUUCUUUCAUUUCUAUUACAUAUUGACGCUGCUUCGCUUUGAUGGGAAGUUUAUUGUGACUGCUAACUAACGUGCACUACAUGUAUAUUAUAUUGUUGGUACAAAGUAUUACAAUUAUAAAAACAGAAAACAUAA